Molecule: messenger RNA, 3042 nt
Organism: Branchiostoma floridae (Florida lancelet)
Lineage: Eukaryota; Metazoa; Chordata; Leptocardii; Amphioxiformes; Branchiostomatidae
Product: phospholipase ABHD3-like
Exons: 9
Coding region: 93-1928 (611 amino acids)
Biological process (GO): medium-chain fatty acid biosynthetic process; medium-chain fatty acid catabolic process
Molecular function (GO): acetylesterase activity; monoacylglycerol lipase activity
Source: RefSeq, a predicted model, not a curated record
UUAAAUAACCGAGACAACGCGCGAACCUUUAAUCUUUUACAGUACCUGAUCUGACCUACAGGUCGUUGACCUUUAGUCGCGGUCACUUCAAGAUGGCGGAAAGUUUGUAUGACAUGUGGACACUGCUUAUGAAACGGCGGGCAGAAUGGCCAGUAGCUACUCUUCUCAUCGGUGUAACUGCAACUGUAGCAACCUAUUACCUCAAAUAUGUUGCCAAGAAGCCAGUGCUGAUAACAGGCAGUAAGAGUUGUGCAGACUUCCUCCAGCACCACUGUCCUGUCCUGGUACAGGAGUACUACCCUACUGUCUGGUGCUUCACAUCGCAGGCACACACCCUCCUGUGUUCAGUAUUGUAUUUGUUCCCAUUACAGAAGCCAUUGCUGAUAACAGGCAGUAAGAGUUGUGCAGACUUCCUCCAGCACCACUGUCCUGUCCUGGUACAGGAGUACUACCCUACUGUCUGGUGCUUCACAUCGCGGGCACACACCAUCCUGUGUUCAGUAUUGUAUUUGUUCCCAUUACAGAAGCCAGUGCUGAUAACAGGCAGUAAGAGUUGUGCAGACUUCCUCCAGCACCACUGUCCUGUCCUGGUACAGGAGUACUACCCUACUGUCUGGUGCUUCACAUCGCGGGCACACACCAUCCUGUGUUCAGUAUUGUAUUUGUUCCCAUUACAGAAGCCAGUGCUGAUAACAGGCAGUAAGAGUUGUGCAGACUUCCUCCAGUGCCACUGUCCUGUCCUGGUACAGGAGUACUACCCUACUGUCUGGUGCUUCACAUCGCGGGCACACACCAUCCUGUGUUCAGUAUUGUAUUUGUUCUCAUUACAGAAGCCAGUGCUGAUAACAGGCAGUAAGAGUUGUGCAGACUUCCUCCAGCACCACUGUCCUGUCCUGGUACAGGAGUACUACCCUACUGUCUGGUGCUUCACAUCGCGGGCACACACCAUCCUGUGUUCCAUUGCUGGCAACCUCGCCAAGAAGCUGCCACCAUACAGGAAAGACAUCUUACCCACCCCUGAUGGUGGAGAGAUCCACUUGGAAUGGCUGGAUCACCAUGGUAAUGAUUGCCAUGACAACAGGACAUGCCCCAUUGUUGUCAUUCUCCCUGGUCUCUCAGGAAACAGUGCCUCCCAUUAUGCCAUCAGACUCGCCAAAGGAGCUACCAAGAAGUGUUACAGAGGUGUUGUUUUUAACCAUAGGGGCUCCAAUGGGGUAAAGCUAAAGUCUAAUAGGCUGUACUGCGCCGCUGACUCAGAGGAUUUUCAACUCGUUGUCAGCCACAUCAAGAAGCUUUACCCAGACGCCCCACUCAUGGCUGUGGGAUGUUCCAUGGGAGGUAUGAUCCUGUUCAACUACCUGGCUAAGCAUGGUGAGAAUUGUGGGCUGGUGGCGGCCAUGGUUGUAGGCAUGCCGUGGGAGGCCAACAAGACAGGAGAUUCUCUACAACAACCGUUAAAUCGGCUGGUGUUCAACAAAAACCUGGUCCGCCAGCUCAGGAGGGAUCUACGUUUUAACCGUGACCUGUUUGACAACGAUGACAGAGUGGAUGUGGACUAUACCCUUCAGUCCUCUACAGUUAAGGACUUUGACGACCGUUUCACCAUCAAACUGUUUGGCUUCGACUCGGUGCGCCACUACUACACGACGGCGAGUGCCUGCUACAAAAUCAACAGGGUCAAAAUCCCUCUACUCAGCCUGAACUCGGCCGAUGACGUCUUUGCUCCCUUUGACUCAAUUCCAACUGAGGAUAUAAAGAAAAACCCAAACAUCUCAUUGGUGGUGACAUCGCAUGGCGGACAUGUCGGCUUUGGUGAUUGGCUGUCCCCUACACGUGAGAGUUUCUUGGACAAACUGUACCAGCAGUACAUCGACGCUGUCUUCAAGUACGGGGAGAAGGAACUUAAAGGGACACACUUGAAGAAAUAACGAUGGAGGACUUCAGUGAAGUAAUGCAGACAGACUACCUCAGCUUACAGUAUAUAUGUUAGGUACUGUCUAUGGCUUCCAGGGUUGUAGCCAUUACCCGUCCUUCUGUCCUUUGAGGGAAUUUUGUAGCUGGGGACGGAAAAAACUUUUGCCCAUUCCGUCCUCUGUAACAAACAAAAAUCGGUAUGUAAAGAUAUAAAAAAACUGUUUCCCUUGUGUAAUUCUUCACCAAAACAGAUGCCAUUGAACAGCUUAGUCUACCACCUCAAAAUGCAAGAAUUACAUUUCAGAGGGUCUAGAUUUCGAAAUUUAGACCGUUCCCUCAUAGGAACGUCGCACCUUCGGUGCUGGGUAGGAUUCAAAAUCAAGGGGACAGAAAAUUAUUUCAGGUUGGCCACAACCCUGAUGGCUUCAAUCUUUUUCUGUCCAACCCAUAGUAUGCAUGGAAGCCCAUAUUAUUGCUUUUUAUUGUUAAAGCUGCCAUAUGAAAACAUGUUUUCAUCAGUUUCAUGUCACGAAAUUUAGAUUUUUUUUUUAACUGUUGGUGUGAAAUUUUUGCCUGUCCAACCAACCAACUUCCAUCUGUGGAUGGAGGGAUCUAAGGCCCUGGAAAUAGCCCUUACUUGCAGUUAGUUUAUUCCAUACAUUUGUUAGGAGCUUACUUGCACAUUUCAGAGUUUUGUGUGGUUUCGUUUGAAAGCACUAAACGGAUUUUAGGACGUAUUUUAAGAAUUAUUGAAAAGUAACUACAAACUUGUUCCAAUGGCAAUGAAUAGUUAACUUCAGUGACUAGGUAUGUUCCCUUUGAUACAUUUUAACUUGAGUUUUCAUUUGGCUUUGUUGUUUUGACUUCCAAUAUCAUUGCAAUAUGUGUAAUACAUGAAUGAAAAAUAAUAUAUGAAAUAUUCAUUAUCGUUGCUAAAGUUCAAUCAUGUAAUUCUAUCUAACAUUGACAAAUCUAUUCAUAGAUCAUUAUUGAGGGUACACAAAAGGACUGAAACAUUGUAUAUUAGAAAGAAAGCAUUUAUUAAGAGUCUGUACAAUGAUCACUUCUUUCAAUGACCUGUUUGGACCUUAUUUCCGGGUUAGCACCACUUUGCCCGGAAACACAUAU